AUGACCAGCGGUCUGAUGCGGCGCUUUUCGACAUUUGCCCGCACGCAACUUCCAAUUUCCCCAGCAAGAUCGCUCACUGCGCCCCGGCUGUUGGGGCUCAAACAGUACAAAAGAACUAUUACAGCCGUAGGCACCAGACAAGCAUCCGUGUCCAGGCACUGGUUCACCAGCUCGUCGCCAUGCAAGCAUCCGGAAACCGAUGAGCGCGAGAAGGAGCGACUGAACGAGCGCAACUUGAAACUCGGAAACACCAUACGAGUCCUCCACGAUCGCCUUCCGACGCUUCUCAUUUCGCCCCUACCGCAAGACAUACUCUCUCCGCAUAUCAGCCUUCACCUAUUCCCCUCGACCCAUCCUCAUCUACCCACCGUAAGCGGAAGGUUCGCGUACGCGGCCGCACUAUGGACAGCACCAGUUGCAUGGGGCCAAGUCCCAGUACUCGGCAAUGUGAAGCUUGAGAUACUAUCUGAGCGCAUGGUCAAAAAUGGCGGAUCAACAGCAAGCAACGUACGCAACGAGAAGCUUAUCGUCCGAUGGCAGACAUGCAAAUCGGAGAAGAAAGAGCACGGCCAAGUCAGCGACGUUGUUGAAAAGAUUACCAGUAUCGUCGCAGGAUCUAAGAGACCUCAUCAGGAAUUUACUGGACUGUUCAAGUUUGAGUUUGACGAAGAAGGGCGCAUCUUGAACCACAUCAUCGAGCAUACAGAAGAGGGCCAGCAUUGGGACCGAACUGCCAAAGUCAUCAGCGUUACCGAUUGGCUUUUGGGACGGGCCUGGGGCAGGCGUGAGGAGGUCAGCCCUAGUCUGGCUUUUGUUAGAUGUUGGAGGGAGAAGAAUGACCGGGGUCGUGGUGAGCGGCGAUGA
Alternaria atra is the source of this 864-nucleotide messenger RNA. RefSeq lists its product as uncharacterized. The record is from RefSeq and is a predicted model, not a curated record. The transcript is spliced from 2 exons. NCBI's taxonomy places the organism in Eukaryota, Fungi, Ascomycota, Dothideomycetes, Pleosporales, Pleosporaceae. Bases 1 to 864 code for a protein of 287 amino acids.